Molecule: messenger RNA, 1581 nt
Organism: Musa acuminata AAA Group (dessert banana)
Lineage: Eukaryota; Viridiplantae; Streptophyta; Magnoliopsida; Zingiberales; Musaceae
Product: UPF0496 protein 4
Exons: 2
Coding region: 315-1502 (395 amino acids)
Source: RefSeq, a predicted model, not a curated record
AGUCUCCUCGGCGUCGCUGUUUACUUUUCUUCCUCUUUCGCUUCUGGAUUUUCAUCCGUUCAAAGUCCUUUAGAUUUAAAGAUAUCUGUGAAAGCGUGCAGAAAUUGUAGAUCGUCCCGCCGGAUCUCUCUAUAAAGAUCGAGAUGCCAGUUCUCGUUGUCGUCAGCUAUCUAAUUUCGUUCUAGGGGGUUUAUCUUUGAGAUCUGGGCUUAAAUUGACCUUUUGCGUCCAUAAUAUUCCCGGAGAUUACUUCGCUGUUGUUGAUCGGACAGAUAUAUAGGUAGAUAGAUAGAUAGAGAAAAGUUCAAUAAAAGAUGAGCCGACCACAUGAUGGACAGCGGAUCUUUUUCCACUUUGGAAAUCCUUUCCGGGUUACUGCUCACAAGGGUUCAUCAAGGCUUCUUGCCUUACUGAGUUCUUUUGAGCAAAACCUUGCAGAAAACAUGAGAAAACUUCGGCCUAAGGAAAUCUCAGAUGUGUUUUCUUUGUCUUGGACAAGACACGCUAUUAAAUCCAUAUCAGAGGUCCACACUAACAUUAAGGCAUUAAUAAUGGAACUUCAAUUCCCUGUUUCUGAUUGGGAUGAGAAUUGGAUUGAUAUGUACUUGGACAGCAGCGUGAAGGUGCUUGACAUUUGCAAUGCAUUGAGCGCUGAGCUUACCCGACUUGAUCAAAGCAAUCUUUUGCUUCGAUAUGUGCUGCAUAUCUUGGACAUCUCGACUAGUGUUCCUUCAUCUGAACAAUUGAGGAGAGCCCAUGUAUCACUUGAUGAUUGGCUAAAACAGACAAACUCUACAAGUCACAAGCUAGAAAGUUGUCAUGCCAUCUUGCAGACUCUUCAAGCCACUCUUUGUUUGUCAAAGGUCAAAAAUUCUGCCAAAGGGAGGGUGCUAAUGAGAGCCCUCUAUGGAGUCGAGGUCAUGACCCUAUUCACCUGCAGUGUCAUUGCAGCACUACUGACGGGUUGCUCAAAGCCCUUGAUGGACAUGCAUGUAGCUGAUGGGUUCUUAUGGCUAGAAGCGUUUAACGAUUUGCAAUCUUUGUUGAAUCAGGAAAUUAGGAGUCAGUUGCAGAGUGGAAAAGUUAGGAUAUUGAAAGAGAUGGAAGCACUCAAAAUGAAUGCACUGAUGUUCCAUUCUUUAACAAAUGGAAUUGACUACAAGGAAGAACCGAGACAGCCGAGCAUUGACCUUGACAAAGACAAGUUGAACACACCAAGAGAGUCCUAUAAAGAAGAACCAGCACAGCUAAGCAUUGACCUUAACAAGGAUGAAAUGGACACACCAAGAAACGAUGCUGACUCCCAAGGUAGGCGAAGGUUGCAAGAAUGCAUGAGAGCUUUGACAGAUGGAGGGAAGGUAUUUGGCCAUGAGCUAGAUUCCCUCUCACAACAAGUCAAUGACUUAUUUCAGGUUUUACUAACUGGACGUGAUGCUUUACUUUGUAAUCUCAGAACAUCUAGCAUGACAAAAAACAGCAAACUUGAUGUGGUGAGGCUGUAACCUGGAUUACUCUAUGAAUUCCAAUGUCAUGAUUGUGUUUCCCAGUGUAUAAAAAUGUGACUGGAUAAUAUUAUGUGCA